UUUAUAUGGAAGACAUGCCGGCUGUGGCGCAGGAAGAUGUGCUGGCUGCUGAUCGAUUCAUCUGAAAGUUUUUUUUUUUUUUUUUUCGCCUUUUCUCGCUUUUCCCAGUAUAAGGCGCCAGCUUGUUGCUUGUCAUCGUUCGAUGAUCUAUAGAUGCGGCAUGGAGAAAAUACACAGGCUGGCGGCCGGGGAGGGUGGGGUCCCUGCUGGCCACAAGUCCUCUGUCAGUAAAGGGUGUUUUAAGGGUUUAAUACUUUUAUUGACGCAUUAUGACUAAGCGCGCAGCAUGAUGUGUGUGCUGCAGCUCAUUAGGGAAUUACUCUUUCCUCUAGGUGUGCAGAUAGAGGGUAUUGUAGGCUGCUUGUUUUACCGCAAUGGCUGAAAUCUCAUGAAUAUUUGAUUUGCCAAAACUGACUCUGCCUGCAUCAAAAUCCCGUUUGCCCGCUGCUCCGCGGUUCACGUGUGAAGUAUGCAGCAGUGAGAAUGUUGGGCGUGGCAAUUCUGGUGGUGGGCGUGGCUGGGGGCGUGGUCACGUCGGAGGAGCCCUGCACCGGACCAGGCUGUUCCAACAAUGGCUCCAUGGACUACUGCUUUGGCGCGCGCAUUCGCAGCACGGUGCUCCAGGGCCUUCCCUUCGGGGGCGUGCCCACAGUGCUCGCCCUCGACUUCAUGUGCUUCCUGGGCUUGCUAUUCGUGUUCUCCAUCCUGAGGAAGGUGGCUUGGGACUACGGCCGACUUGCGCUGGUCACCGACGCCGACAGGCUGCGGAACAAUGGCCUGGAAGAACGGGAAUACAUGUGUUCUCAUGACUCUGCGGGCCAGCCAAAUGACUCCCAGGGCCUGGAUGCCCCUGUGGACAGUGUGGCCUCCGCCCUUCAGACACCCGACCGCUAUGAGCGAUUGACAUCAGUCUCGAGCUCCGUCGACUACGACCUGAGAGAUAAUGGUUUCUGUGCCUGGCUGACGGCCAUAUUCCGGAUAAAGGAUGAGGAGAUCAGAGACAAAUGCGGCGAGGACGCGGUCCACUACCUGUCCUUCCAGCGCCAUAUCAUCGGGCUGCUGGUGGUGGUGGGCGUGCUGUCUGUGGGGAUCGUACUGCCCGUCAACUUCUCAGGAGACUUGCUGGAGAACAACGCAUACAGCUUUGGGAGGACGACCAUAGCCAACCUCAAAUCAGGGGACAAUCUGUUGUGGCUCCACACGACCUUCGCCUUCCUGUACCUGCUGCUGACGGUCUACAGCAUGAGGCGUCACACCUCCAAGAUGCACUACAAAGAGGACGACCUGGUGAAGCGAACCUUGUUUAUUAACGGCAUCUCCAAAUACGCCGAGGAGCCCGAACUUAAGCGGCACUUUGAGGACGCCUACGAGAACUGCACAGUGCUGGAGGCUCGCAUCUGCUACAAUGUGGCCAAGCUCAUGUCCCUGAGCUCGGACAGGAAGAAGGCUGAGCGAAGCAAGAAGUACUACUUGGAUCUGAAUAACCGAUCGCUAAAACUCGCCAUGAUCAACCCCAGGCCAUGCGGGCACCUCUGCUGCUGCGCCGUGGGGAACUGCCAGCCGGUGGAAGCUGUCAGUUAUUACACACAGCUGGAGGCCAAGCUGAAGGAAGAGUACAAAAAUGAGAGGGAUAAUGUCAACACCAAGCCACUGGGCAUGGCCUUUGUCACCUUUCAGAACGAAUCCAUGACCGCCAGGGUUCUGAAAGACUUUAAUGCCUGUCAGUGCCAGGGCUGCACCUGCCAGGGGGGGCCCCAGACCUCCUCCUUCAGUGAGCACCUGCAUGUCCCCAACUGGACCGUGACCUACGCACCCGACCCACAGAACGUCUACUGGGAGCACUUAUCUGUGGGUGGCAUCUCCUGGUGGCUGCGCUGCUUCGUCAUCAACUGUGUCCUCUUCCUCCUGCUCUUCUUCCUCACCACCCCGGCCAUCAUCAUCUCCACCAUGGACAAGUUUAACGUCACCAAGCCUGUGGAGUACCUUAAUACUCCCAUCAUCACGCAGUUUUUCCCCACCCUCCUGCUGUGGUCGUUCUCUGCACUGCUCCCCACCAUCGUCUACUACUCUGCCUUCUUUCAGGCCCACUGGACCAGAUCGGGGGAGAACAGGACUACCAUGCACAAGUGCUACACGUUCCUGAUCAUCAUGGUCCUACUGCUGCCCUCUCUUGGUCUUACCAGUCUUGACUACUUUUUCCGGUGGCUGUUUGACAAGAAGUUGGUGGAGGAUGGUAAAGUCAGACUAGAGUGCGUCUUCCUCCCAGACAACGGCGCCUUCUUCGUGAACUACGUCAUCGCUUCGGCCUUCAUCGGGAACGCCAUGGAUCUGCUACGCAUCCCAGGCCUGCUCAUGUACAUGAUCCGUCUGUGCCUGGCCAGCUCGGCAGCUGAGAGACGCAAUGUCAAGAGGCACCAAGCUUACGAGUUCCAGUUCGGGGCAGCCUACGCCUGGAUGAUGUGCAUCUUCACUGUGGUCAUGACCUACAGCAUCACCUGUCCCAUCAUCGUCCCCUUCGGACUGAUGUACAUGCUUUUGAAGCACCUGGUGGACAGGUACAACAUGUACUACGCCUAUCUGCCCUCUAAGCUGGACAAGAAGAUCCAUUCUGGCGCAGUCAAUCAGGUGGUGGCCGCGCCCAUCCUCUGCCUCUUUUGGCUGCUCUUCUUCUCCACCGUGCGCACAGGGCCCACAGCGCCCACAACUGUGGUCACCAUGAUCGUCUUGGUGUUCACCAUCAUCGUGUGCCUCUCCCAUGUCUGCUUCGGACACUUCAAGUACCUCAGUGCUCACAACUACAAGAUCGCCAUCACCGAGGAGGUGGACGGGGUGGAAAAUGGCCAGGUGGAGCCGACCUCCCCUACAAGCAAGACUGCAAUGUACAUCGCCCAAGUACUACAGGACCCCAACUCGGACGAGGCCGGUGCAGGCAGCGAGGAAGACGACGGCCAGGGGUCUUCGCAGGACGAAGAAAUGUUAAAUGCUGCAGAUAGCCUCAAUGAUGGGGAGUUUCCGUCUGGAGAGGACAGCCUCAUAGCCAAUGAGGUUUGCCAGUAGCACCUGCCAGGGGUGAGGGAGGAGAGAACAAGCGAAUGAUUGACUCACAUGGGACAGGAAGGAGGCGGGGGCCAUACAGAACUGCGAAUACAUGAGCCCCGCAUCUUACAGUGUCCAGGACCCCCUCUGCUUCAGGUUCUGCCCACCUCUGCGCAGUCCGUCUGCGUCAGCUGCCUGGCAUGCUCAGUAAGGACAAGGGGCCUCCCCGACCCCUCGACCCUGUGACACUCAGCCUAUGGACUGCCGAGGAUGUAGGCGUGCCGUCGGCGGCGUGCAAAAUGGCCGUGUGGCGGCCAUGACGGACACAUCUUUAAAAACAAAUAGUCGAAGAAUCGUACCUCCUUCGUACUUUCAGGACAUUCCCCUUCACCGCCAUUAGUCACCCUGAAUUAAAUUAAUGACACUAGCCUCCCAUAUGCAUUUUAUUCACUACUAUUUAUUUGAUUUCCUACAAUAUUAACGUAACCUUGGCCUCACAGCCCCUGAGAACUGAGACUUGCUGCUGUAUGUUUUUGCCUCCCCCCACCCCCAUUCUGGGAACGCAGGCUUAGGCGCAUCAUCCUGAAACUGACAAACCCUGAGUCUAUUAUUAUUUUAAGCUUUUUUUUGUUUUUUUUUUUUGUUUUUUAAAGACUUCACUACUGCAGCCAUCUCAAUGCACUGUGUCAUAAAAGAACGUGUCCGGAGAGAACAGGAAAAGUAUGACCCCACUAUUCUGUCUUUUUUUUUUUUUUUUUUUUUAACUGUCCGAGAACCGCACAUGUAUGUACUAGGUGGAGGAAAGAUGUUCUCACUGAAGGCUGGCGUAUUGCAAAACUGUCAGGAAAAGCCUGCUCAGAAGCAGUCUGAUUCCACUCUGUGUAAGAUGGUGCUGCCGUGUGAACGUCGGUCGGGAUGAAGAUCGGGAUCUGCUGUGGAGCAGCCUGCAUGAUAGGCCUGUGAUUUUUUUUUUUUUUUUUUUUUCCAUCUACAAAGCAGUUAAUAAAAAGGAACUGUUUCUCAUGUACUUAAACCCUUAUGGUUGUGUUAAUGUUACCUCAGAUACUCUCACGGUUCCAUUUUGUCAAACUAAUGCAUUUUAGGGAUAUUAUUUUAAAUGGAUCAAGAACUUAAUGUCGUCCCACAUGAACUUGGUAUUGAUCUUUUUUUCCCCCCUCUGGUCUAAUAAAUUAUUUCCCCAGAACUGUGUGAACAUAAGUUAUACUAUGCUUCAGGAAUCUCUUCUAAUUUCUCACCCACAACUGUUUCAUGUCUCGGUUUGUUGUCAAACAAAUAUUUCGCUCGGUGUGAAUUGCGCAAGGAGGAACUGGAAAUGUCACAAAAGUUAAAGGCGUGUCUCAGGUGGUGAGGAACUUUGUGUGGGAAUGUUUGUCCGGCUGCAGUUGGUCCAACUGAGCUGAUCUGAUUUUUGGUUGCCGUGACGCAUUCUUCUAACACGCACCCUCCAGCUCUGUUCUGGUGUUUGUUUGGCUGUUUUUGUGUCCACAUGUUCGUGGGAGUCAUGGUUAGCUGCAUUUCACCACGUUGUAACUUGUAUACGAUCAUCAAAAUUCUCCAUGCAAAAUUUUACUUAUAAAAACUGUUGUGCAUCUUUGAAA
Molecule: messenger RNA, 4655 nt
Organism: Brienomyrus brachyistius
Lineage: Eukaryota; Metazoa; Chordata; Actinopteri; Osteoglossiformes; Mormyridae
Gene: tmem63ba
Product: transmembrane protein 63Ba
Exons: 25
Coding region: 484-3057 (857 amino acids)
Cellular component (GO): plasma membrane
Molecular function (GO): calcium-activated cation channel activity; nucleic acid binding
Source: RefSeq, a predicted model, not a curated record